AUGUCAGGUGAAAAUAGCACCGUAACACCUCGACCAGUUGAAUUGAACGAUGGUGAAAAAGCAUGCGAGCCAAGUGCUGAUGGUGAAAAAACGGAAGGGUUGAGAGCAAAUGGGCUCAAAAUAGCAGGUGAAAGUACAGAUGGUGAUACAAUACCCGGUGAUAAUGCAUUGGGUGAUAAGAUGGCCGGUGAGAGUGCAGCGGGACUUAGAAUUCCCGGAUUAAGAGCAAAUGGUGAAAGGAUAAGAGAAGCAAAUGCUACGGGUGACAAGACCGCAGGAGCAAAUGCACGUGGAGAUAGAAUGGUACUGAGAAAUGCACCUGGGCUCAAUAUAGCAGCACCAAAAACUGAUGGAGAGAAAAGUGAUAACGAAAAUGCUGCCGGUGAAAGAAUGGAUGGUUGCGCACUUGGAUUAAAGAUAUUUGUAGUGAAAGCUGAGGGAGCAAGUACAUUUUGCCGUUUCUGGCGUAUUUUUAGUGAAGAAUGCAUUUUAGCCAUAUCACGGAUAUCAUUAAUGAGAUGA
Acanthocheilonema viteae is the source of this 522-nucleotide messenger RNA. The record is from the annotation of a GenBank genome assembly. Lineage: Eukaryota; Metazoa; Nematoda; Chromadorea; Rhabditida; Onchocercidae.